AUGACGCGAGCUCUGCGAGACUACGACGCGAGCUGCGAGACUACGACGCGAGACUACGACGCGAGCCGCGAGACUACGACGCGAGCCGCGAGACUACGACGCGAGCCGCGAGACUACGACGCGAGACUACGACGCGAGCUGCGAGACUACGACGCGAGACUACGACGCGAGCUGCGAGACUACGACGCGAGCUGCGAGACUACGACGCGAGCUGCGAGACUACUCUGCGAGACUACGACGCGAGCUGCGAGACUACGACGCGAGCUGCGAGACUACUCUGCGAGACUACGACGCGAGCUCUGCGAGACUACGACGCGAGCUCUGCGAGACUACGACGCGAGCUCUGCGAGACUACGACGCGAGCUGCGAGACUACGACGCGAGCUGCGAGACUACUCUGCGAGACUACGACGCGAGCUGCGAGACUACGACGCGAGCUGCGAGACUACGACGCGAGCUCUGCGAGACUACGACGCGAGCUCUGCGAGACUACGACGCGAGCUGCGACUCUUUUUUGCUAGAGCAGAGGUUCUCAGUUUUAGAGGCCAGGCACGUUAAGGAGCUUCAUGGUCUUCAGAGGGAGAGACAGCAGCUGCAGGACAUGCUGGAGAGACAGAGGUGCCUGGUCACCCAGCUACAGGGAGAGCUGGGGACCUCCACACACAACAGCACACUACUGCAGAAACAGCAGGCUAUACUGACUGACACAGUGCAGCAGCUGCUAGCCAUGGUCACCCACUGCAAUGAUAUACCCAGUACACCCAAAGAGGAGCCAGUGAUCUUCAGAAACUGUGCUGAAAUCUUCAGAUCUGGGCUCACAGAGAAUGGUGUCCACAGCAUACGACCCCCCAACUCUACCCACACAGUUAAGGUGUUCUGUGAUAUGAAGACGAGAGGUGGGGGCUGGACCGUGCUGCAGCAUCGUAGAGACGGAGCUGUGGAUUUCCACCGUGGAUGGAAGGAUUACAAGAUGGGUUUUGGGGAUCCCUCGGGAGAGUACUGGGCAGGAAAUGACCUCAUCCACCUGCUGACCAGCUCCCAAGAGUACAGUCUCCAGGUGCAGCUGAAGGAUGCUGAGGGGAACGAAGCUUACUCCCACUACAGUCACUUCUAUAUAGACGCAGAGAACAAAAACUACAGUCUCCAUGCCCAGGGAUUCAGUGGUAGUGCUGGCCGCACCAGUAGUCUGACCCACCCUGGGACCCAGUUCAGCACCAAGGACCGAGACAACGACCGCUGCUCCUGCAAGUGCGCCCAGAUGGCUUCUGGAGGUUGGUGGUUUGAGGCGUGUGGUCCCUCCAACCUGAACGGUAUCUACUACGCUGGCGUCUCCAACGUGGUCCGCUACAACGGCAUCAAGUGGUACUACUGGAAGGGACCGAGCCUCAUGACUACCGUGACUACCAUGAUGGUUCGACCCGCAGGCUUCUGAGGCAUAACGCCGGCGAUCGCCGAUGACGUCAGCGGGAAGCGACUGAUGACAUCACCCUGACUGACUAAAUUACUGACUGAUGAGCGAUUCUGGAAUAAUGACGUUUGACAGAAAUACGGAAUAUGAUAUUUGAGUGGAGAUUUUUAGACGUUUUUUUUCUGAAAUGUUUUCCGUUUUAGAAAUGUUUCCCGCUGAAAUGGCGCAGUGGCUUACACCGUAAAUGUGUGUUUUAUAAUGUGAUUGUACAUAUAUUGUGGAUGCAUAAUGGUAUUGUCACGCCCUGACUUUAGUUAUAUUUGCUUUCUUUAUUAUUUGGUUAGGUCAGGGUGUGACAAGGGUGGUUUGUUUAGUUUUGUCUUGUCUAGGUUUUUUGGUCAUCUAUGGGGAUUUGCAUUGUCUAGGGGUAUGUAGGUUUA
Molecule: messenger RNA, 1847 nt
Organism: Salvelinus namaycush (lake trout)
Lineage: Eukaryota; Metazoa; Chordata; Actinopteri; Salmoniformes; Salmonidae
Product: angiopoietin-2-like
Exons: 8
Coding region: 1-1431 (476 amino acids)
Biological process (GO): Tie signaling pathway
Molecular function (GO): receptor tyrosine kinase binding
Source: RefSeq, a predicted model, not a curated record